UCCUGCCUCGCAGUCGCCGCGUCCGCCCCAGCCGAGAGCAGUUUCUGCAGUUGAGAAACUCGAUAGGAGGCAGCAGCUGAUCUCCCACCACCCUAAAAAUAAUCCGCCCGGCGCCCUGCGUGCUUCGGCCAGGGGAGGAACACUCUGCCUUCGGAGUAAGAGUUCUGCGUCCGGGUUUGAAUUUUACACUUAAGACAGUGUAGGAAGCCGGUGUUUUGAAGGUAGUGGAGGUGCACCGGUAGGGGUUUGAAGCAGCGUCAAGCGAUUGCCCAAGAUCAUAACCUCUACAUUAUACCAAGAACUACUGGCAUUAAUCUAGUCUGAUUUAUAUAGCAUAAGAUCACAGGGACUGUUUCUGUCACGCAUGCUGUUGAAUUCCUAGUGCCUAGCACACGGAAAAAAUAUGAUUCGUGGCCACUGCUAAAUCAAUGCAAGGGACGAGAAAAAAGGGUUAAACCAUAUAAGAAGAAAUGAGCCUUUCAUUCUGUGGUAACAACAUUUCUUCAUAUAAUAUCUAUGAUGGUGUGUUGCAAAACCCCUGCUUCGUGGACGCUCUCAACCUGGUCCCUCAUGUCUUCCUGUUGUUUAUCACUUUUCCAAUAUUGUUUAUCGGGUGGGGGAGUCAGAGCUCAAAAGUCCAGAUUCAUCACAACACAUGGCUUCAUUUUCCUGGACACAACCUGAGAUGGAUUCUUACGUUUGCCCUCCUGUUUGUGCAUGUUUGUGAAAUAGCAGAAGGCAUUGUUUCAGAUUCGCGGCGGGACUCCCGGCACCUCCACCUCUUCAUGCCGGCUGUGAUGGGAUUUGUUGCCACCACCACAUCCAUAGUGUAUUAUCAUAAUAUUGAAACAUCAAAUUUUCCCAAAUUACUUUUAGCCUUAUUCCUGUAUUGGGUCAUGGCCUUUAUUACGAAAACCAUUAAGUUGGUCAAGUACUGGCAGUCCGGUUGGGGAGUAUCAGACCUGCGUUUCUGCAUCACAGGCAUAAUGGUCAUUUUGAAUGGACUCCUGAUGGCUGUGGAGAUCAAUGUCAUUCGGGUCAGAAGGUAUGUGUUCUUCAUGAAUCCUCAGAAAGUAAAGCCUCCUGAAGACCUCCAGGAUCUGGGGGUGAGAUUUCUCCAACCCUUUGUGAAUUUACUGUCCAAAGCAACGUACUGGUGGAUGAACACGCUCAUCAUAUCCGCUCAUAAAAAACCUACUGAUCUGAAGGCAAUUGGAAAAUUACCAAUAGCAAUGCGGGCUGUAACAAACUAUGUUUGUUUAAAAGAUGCAUAUGAAGAACAAAAGAAAAAAGUGGCAGAUCAUCCAAAUCGGACUCCGUCUAUAUGGCUAGCGAUGUACAGGGCUUUUGGGCGCCCAAUUCUGCUCAGUAGCACGUUUCGUUAUCUUGCUGACUUGCUGGGGUUUGCUGGACCUCUCUGUAUUUCUGGGAUAGUUCAGCGUGUGAAUGAAACCCAGAAUGGGACAAAUAACACAACAGGAAUUUCAGAAACCCUCUCAUCGAAGGAAUUUCUUGAAAAUGCUUACGUUCUCGCCGUUCUUCUCUUCUUGGCUCUGAUUCUGCAAAGGACAUUUUUGCAGGCUUCCUACUACGUAACCAUAGAGACUGGCAUUAACCUCCGUGGAGCCCUGCUGGCCAUGAUAUACAAUAAAAUCCUUCGGCUUUCUACAUCUAAUUUAUCCAUGGGUGAGAUGACCUUGGGUCAGAUCAAUAACUUGGUCGCCAUUGAAACCAAUCAACUCAUGUGGUUCUUGUUCCUGUGUCCCAAUCUAUGGGCUAUGCCUGUUCAGAUCAUCAUGGGAGUGAUUCUGCUCUACAAUUUACUUGGAUCCAGCGCAUUGGUUGGCGCAGCUGUCAUUGUACUUCUUGCGCCAAUUCAGUACUUUAUUGCUACAAAAUUGGCAGAGGCUCAGAAGAGCACUCUUGAUUAUUCCACUGAGAGACUGAAGAAAACGAAUGAAAUACUGAAAGGCAUCAAACUUCUAAAGUUGUAUGCCUGGGAGCACAUCUUUUGCAAGAGCGUGGAAGAAACAAGAAUGAAAGAACUAUCCAGCCUCAAAACCUUUGCUCUUUAUACAUCACUCUCCAUCUUCAUGAAUGCAGCAAUACCCAUAGCAGCCGUUCUUGCUACGUUUGUGACCCACGCGUACGCCAGCGGGAACAAUCUGAAACCGGCGGAGGCUUUUGCCUCACUGUCUCUCUUCCACAUCCUGGUCACUCCCCUCUUCCUGCUCUCCACGGUGGUCAGAUUUGCAGUCAAAGCCAUCAUCAGUGUUCAAAAGCUGAAUGAGUUUCUCUUAAGUGAUGAGAUUGGCGAGGACAGCUGGCGGACUGGGGAAGGCUCUCUUCCCUUUGAGUCCUGUAAGAAGCACACUGGAGUUCAGCCAAAAACUAUAAACAGGAAGCAGCCUGGAAGAUAUCACCUGGACAGCUAUGAGCAAUCAACGCGACGUCUACGUCCCGUAGAGACUGAGGAUAUUGCAAUAAAGGUCACAAAUGGGUACUUUUCAUGGGGCAGUGGUUUAGCUACAUUAUCUAAUAUAGAUAUUCGAAUUCCAACAGGUCAGUUAACCAUGAUUGUGGGCCAAGUGGGAUGUGGGAAGUCCUCUCUUCUCCUUGCCAUCCUCGGUGAGAUGCAGACGCUGGAAGGAAAAGUUCACUGGAGCAAUGUAAAUGAAUCUGAACCUUCUUUUGAAGCAACCAGAAGUAGGAACAGAUACUCUGUGGCUUAUGCAGCUCAAAAGCCAUGGUUAUUAAAUGCUACAGUGGAAGAAAAUAUUACCUUUGGAAGUCCUUUCAACAAACAGAGGUACAAAGCUGUCACAGAUGCCUGUUCUCUUCAGCCAGACAUUGACUUACUACCAUUUGGAGACCAAACUGAAAUUGGAGAGAGGGGCAUCAACCUGAGUGGGGGUCAGAGGCAAAGGAUCUGUGUGGCCCGAGCUCUCUAUCAAAAUACCAACAUCGUCUUCUUGGAUGAUCCAUUUUCUGCCUUGGACAUUCAUUUGAGUGAUCAUUUAAUGCAGGAAGGGAUUUUGAAAUUUCUCCAAGAUGACAAGAGGACACUCGUUCUUGUGACUCACAAGUUACAGUAUCUAACACAUGCCGACUGGAUCAUAGCCAUGAAAGAUGGAAGUGUACUAAGAGAGGGGACUUUGAAGGACAUUCAGACCAAAGAUGUUGAGCUUUACGAACACUGGAAAACACUGAUGAAUCGGCAAGACCAAGAACUAGAGAAGGAUAUGGAAGCUGACCAAACAACUUUAGAGAGGAAAACUCUCCGAAGGGCCAUGUAUUCAAGAGAAGCUAAAGCCCAGCUGGAGGAUGAAGAUGAAGAGGAAGAAGAAGAGGAAGAUGAGGAUGAUAACAUGUCCACUGUAAUGAGGCUCAGGACGAAAAUGCCAUGGAAAACGUGUUGGCGGUACCUUACUUCUGGCGGAUUCUUCUUGCUAUUCCUGAUGAUUUUCUCCAAGCUUUUGAAGCAUUCCGUCAUUGUAGCUAUAGACUACUGGCUGGCCACAUGGACCUCAGAGUACAGUAUAAACAAUACUGAAAAAGCUGAUCAGACCUACUAUGUGGCUGGAUUUAGCAUACUCUGUGGAGCAGGUAUUUUUCUCUGCCUUGUUACAUCUCUCACUGUAGAAUGGAUGGGUCUCACAGCCGCCAAAAAUCUUCACCACAAUCUCCUCAAUAAGAUAAUUCUUGGACCAAUAAGAUUCUUUGAUACCACACCACUGGGACUGAUCCUCAAUCGCUUUUCAGCUGAUACAAAUAUCAUUGAUCAGCACAUCCCUCCAACUUUGGAAUCCCUAACUCGCUCCACACUGCUCUGCGUGUCUGCCAUUGGCAUGAUUUCUUACGCUACCCCCGUGUUCCUGGUUGCACUUGUGCCUCUUGGGGUCGCCUUUUAUUUUAUCCAGAAAUACUUCCGAGUGGCCUCUAAGGACCUCCAGGAACUCGACGAUAGUACCCAGCUCCCUCUGCUUUGCCACUUCUCAGAAACAGCUGAAGGACUCACCACCAUCCGGGCAUUCAGGCAUGAAACCAGAUUUAAGCAACGUAUGCUGGAACUGACAGACACCAACAACAUUGCCUACUUAUUUCUCUCAGCUGCCAACAGAUGGCUAGAGGUCAGAACGGAUUAUCUGGGAGCCUGCAUUGUCCUCACUGCAUCUAUUGCGUCCAUUAGUGGAUCUUCCAAUUCUGGACUGGUGGGCUUGGGUCUUCUGUACGCACUUACGAUAACCAACUACUUGAAUUGGGUUGUGAGGAACUUGGCUGACCUGGAGGUCCAGAUGGGGGCAGUGAAGAAAGUGAACAGUUUCUUGACUAUGGAAUCUGAGAACUAUGAAGGCACUAUGGAUCCUUCUCAAGUUCCAGAACAUUGGCCUCAGGAAGGGGAGAUCAAGAUUCAUGAUCUGUGUGUCAGAUAUGAAAAUAAUCUGAAGCCUGUUCUUAAACACGUCAAGGCCUACAUCAAACCUGGGCAAAAGGUGGGCAUAUGUGGUCGCACUGGCAGUGGGAAGUCAUCUUUAUCUCUGGCUUUCUUCAGAAUGGUUGAUAUAUUUGAUGGAAAGAUUGUCAUUGAUGGGAUAGACAUUUCGAAACUGCCACUGCACACACUACGUUCUAGACUUUCAAUCAUCCUGCAGGAUCCAAUCCUGUUCAGUGGUUCUAUUCGAUUUAAUUUAGAUCCAGAAUGCAAAUGCACAGAUGACCGACUCUGGGAGGCUCUAGAAAUUGCGCAGUUGAAGAAUAUGGUCAAAUCCCUACCAGGAGGUCUAGAUGCCGUUGUGACGGAAGGUGGGGAGAAUUUCAGCGUUGGACAGAGACAGCUGUUCUGCCUCGCCAGGGCCUUUGUCCGCAAGAGCAGCAUUCUCAUCAUGGACGAGGCGACAGCAUCCAUCGACAUGGCCACAGAAAACAUUUUGCAGAAAGUGGUAAUGACAGCUUUUGCUGACCGCACCGUUGUUACAAUAGCUCAUCGGGUUCACACUAUCCUGACGGCGGACCUAGUUAUUGUGAUGAAGCGAGGAAAUAUUUUAGAAUAUGACACUCCAGAAAGCCUCUUGGCCCAGGAAGAUGGAGUAUUUGCUUCUUUCGUUCGCGCAGACAUGUGAAGGGAUGUCUUCAAACCAUACGUGUAUUUAGCACAACACCGUCAUAAUCUACUUUAAUGGAUCAUGAGCUCAACCUUUGGAAAGUGGCAUCUUAAACUUCGACACAUUUUUGUAAAGUUUACUUGUUCUGUUGUGGGACUUUAUAACGAGUAACGAUAACACUUUAUCAGCUAAUAUUGUGUUUUCUGUGUUGACAUCUCUUCUUCCUGGUUUUUUUGUUUUGUUUUCCAAGCUAUUAUUGCUUCAUACGCUCAUUACUGAUGUUUUUCUGGUGAUUAAGCCAUAUUACCUUUAAAAAUAACAGGUUGUAUUAAAACAUGUAAGCUCCUGUAUGUGGUAAAUCAACAGCUAUAUUUAAGUCUGAAAUAGCUCUCAGGCGUGGAAGUUACAGUGAGGAUUCAGUAUUAUUACACUCUUCUUUGUAAGAAUAAAAUUUUCUUUGUGUUGGUGUCUCCAGAUGUUGGAAGAAAUUAAAAAGAGGACAGGUUUUCUAAUCAGUUAGAAAAUGAACCCCUAAAAUUCAUGAUCUACUAUCUGAGACUUUUUUCUGUACUCAUUACCAUUAGUAACACAGAUGUUUCUUUAUUGGUUUCUUUUUUUCCAUCUAAAUUGUUUCCAGUCACCAACAGGUUGUCAUAUUUUUAAUAACUCUGUAAAGCCAAAACCUUAACUAGAAAGAUCAUAAAAAGAGUUUGAAAAAUUUGAAAAAUGACACCAAAGUUUCCAUUGUUCCCUGUCUAGUAGGAGCAGGGGUCUUAAGAUACCAGGUAUAAUGUGCCUUUUCCAGACUGAAGUUCAGAAAGUAAUUAGGUUUAGUCCUUCAGUGGCAGGACAGCUUCAGCUUUCCAUGGUUUAAUCAUUAGAUGUGGUUAUGAUCCUCAAGCCCUGAAAUUCCACAUUUUUUCAAGAUUCAGGAACAUAGGCAAGUGGCCUUAUUUUCACAAAAUACACGUAUACAUACAUACAUGAAUAUACAUAUGUAGGUAUGUAUAUAUUAAAAACAUGUUUAUUUCUAGGAGGAAGAGGGUAUCUUUUAGACAUUUAUUUCCAUUGGUGUCAUACAUGUAUACAUUUGCUCCUGCUCUCAUUUUAAUGUACAUGUAAAAGGUGUAUCAAAAUUUUAUUCUAAUUUUAAUGUGCAUGUUAAGAGUACGUCAGAAUUUAUGGGAUAUUAGUGUUAUGCUUUGCUUGAAUAUAAAUAAAGUCAAAAAAUACUCAAAAGUCAUGCUAGCAGCCAAAGCUUUCUACUGCAAUUCUAUGCCCAUCUGGUAAAUAUCAUUGAUUUUCAUGUGAGGAUUCAUGUGCUUGUAAGAUUUUUGAAGAAUUACGGUUGAUGGAAAAUGACAAUAUACAGUCCCUUCCUGUAGUUCUUGUCUUCAGUUUAUUGUAUUGUAUAUUCAUACUUGGAAAAUCUGUAAUGUUUGUGUAUCCAGAACUUAGGACUGGGCUGGCACCUGAAUAUAGAGUCCUGACAUUUACCUAAAAUAAGUUUCACAAAGAUGGACAAAAGUGUUCCUCGUUAUUUAGCUUGAAUUGUCACCUUUUGUAGUAUAUAUAUAAACUGCACUGGGAAAAAAUUCCUCAUAUUGUUUCCUGAAAGCAAAACAGAACAAAAUCAGUAACUAUUGAUUUGAUCUUGAAAAUAUUUCCUAAACAAUCCACCCAUCUCCUGGAAGUAUUUCUGCUAUGCAAAUGCUUUGUAAGGCUAAAUUUACACGAUGCUUAGUCCCAAAUUAUUCCUCACUCUUACAGAGAAAUGGGGAUUUACCCUUAGAAAUAAUCCCUCACAAUAUUUGUAAAGUAUACUGCUAACGUAAUGUCAGCAGAAGCAUAUCUAACUCUGCUAAACAGGAAAUCACACCACUUUUACACCUAAAUGGUUACUGGUUCCCAUAUAACCUGUAGUCACUGAAGUUGAGUGUUUAAUUAUUUACAAAACUAAACUGAGUCAAAUUUCAAGGAUGAUUUUUUAAAUUGUUUAAUCACUUGUGUUAUACACAUGAUCUUUGAAUCUAGACAUGACUCAUCUUGAAAUAUGUUUUUACUAAAUAGAUGCAUAUUUAUAGAAGACCAGCCUUUCCCAAAUCAAAUUUCAUAUUCACAAAUUUACAUCUAAAUUCACCAAAUCAGUUUUACCAAUUGUAACUCCUUAAUAUUCGUUAAAAGCAGUAAGUACAUUAAGCUUUAUGUGAAAAUAGCAAGGUUACUGAUAAUGUUGAGAGAGAAAUAAUACUCCUCUUAAAGGAUUGUGCAUCCUCUACUUUCAUGCUCUUCCUCAUGAUCAAUUUAAAAGUCAACUUCACUCUGGAUUAGAUACCAGAAGGCCCCUCUGAGUAACUGAUACUUGAUGUCCGGGACCACGUCCUGUUUGUCUCUGUGCCCUUGGCUUAUAACACAAGUGCCUGGACCACAGCAGGCCCCCAUAAGUGUAGUUGAUUGAUCCAUUGAUCAAUUUCACCACUAGCCACGUGCCUGUAACUCUUCGUUUUCUGUGUUAUGUUUAUCCUACUGUAAAAAUACAUUGCUUUGGUGUUGUAUAAUAAAUUACUCUUUUUGUUUGCUCGAUUAAAAA
Messenger RNA from Camelus dromedarius (Arabian camel), 7692 nucleotides. It is a transcript of the gene ABCC9, whose product is annotated as ATP binding cassette subfamily C member 9. Gene Ontology annotation, biological process: potassium ion transport; transmembrane transport. Lineage: Eukaryota; Metazoa; Chordata; Mammalia; Artiodactyla; Camelidae. Bases 471 to 5120 code for a protein of 1549 amino acids. The transcript has 42 exons. Gene Ontology annotation, cellular component: membrane. The record is from RefSeq and is a predicted model, not a curated record. Gene Ontology annotation, molecular function: ATP binding; ATP hydrolysis activity; ABC-type transporter activity.